This is a messenger RNA of Ectocarpus sp. CCAP 1310/34, 1013 nucleotides long. The record is from the annotation of a GenBank genome assembly. Lineage: Eukaryota; Phaeophyceae; Ectocarpales; Ectocarpaceae.
AUGUUCGACUCGGUGAUGAAGCAAGUCAACAGCGGUGCUAAAUUCAUGAGUGACUGUUUGGUUGCUGCGCAGAAGGAGUGCUGUAUCGAAGAUUGGUAUGCAGACACAGGCACUGCCUUUCACAUGACAGAUUAUCUUGCUUGCCUGAGGGAUGUGACGUCUUGCCACAAGACAGUUAAAGGAAUUGGUGGCGUAAUGUGUGAGGUAGCACUGACUGGCAAUCUAGACUUGGUGUUCGUGUCUGCUGACAGCGAGUUCUCGGUGGAGUUGAAGAAUGUGCUGUACUCUCUCAACUUGGGAUUCAACUUCUUCUCUCCUAGCGCAGAGUUUGACGGCUCCUGAAACCGCCUUGGUGGGCCCGACAAAGUGUUGACUGCCUUCCGUGGAAAUAUUGUGUUUCAGAACGUCAAUGGGAUGCUUGUUGCGACCGCCUGUCGUCUUGAGCAUGAGGAUAGUGAUGACUCUGUUGUUGGGUCGGUGUUGGCUGCUCUCACUCCCUCAAACCCCAAGCAUGCAAGCAAGAUGGAUAUCAACGAGUUCCAUAACAUUUACGCCCAUGCGCAUGAAGGCUUGCUUCGUACUACUGCAAAGCAGUUGAGUGUUGAGCUGACUGGUACCAUGCAUCCUUGCACGGGUUGCUCGAUGUCGAAAGCGAUUAAGAAAGGGAUUUCGCGAGAAACUAAAAAUAGAUCAUAUAAGAAGUUGGGCAGAAUUUUUGUAGACCUGGGAGGGAAGAAGGGCGUCGCGUCCAUCGGGGGUAAAUGCUACCCCAUGAUUAUUAAAGAUGACUACACGAGGCGUGCGUGGUUACAUUUCCUCAAGAAGAAAUCAAGACGCUGGUAAGGCUUUCAGGAGUUUUCUUGCGAGUGUGCGUGCUGAUAGUUUGCCGUCAUUGGUCGAGAUUGUUAGAUCUGACAAUGAGUUUUUCUGGGGGGAAUUCGCGUCCGUGUGCAAUGAGCUCUUGAUUAAGCAGGAGUUCACCCCGGCUCACACUCCACAAUACAAUGGUGUUG